Molecule: messenger RNA, 773 nt
Organism: Lagopus leucura (white-tailed ptarmigan)
Lineage: Eukaryota; Metazoa; Chordata; Aves; Galliformes; Phasianidae
Gene: IFT43
Product: intraflagellar transport 43
Exons: 10
Coding region: 2-637 (211 amino acids)
Biological process (GO): intraciliary retrograde transport
Cellular component (GO): cilium; intraciliary transport particle A
Source: RefSeq, a predicted model, not a curated record
GAUGGAGGCUGAGCGGGAACGGGCAGAGGUGCCCCGCCGGGCGGGGGUGCCCAGGAUGGGCCGGCGGGCUCGCCAGGACCUCUUCUCUGGUGAGAGCCUCAGCAGGAAGAACUCCUCUUCUGCGUCCACGGGAGAGGAUGAAGACCCUGAGGAAAAGGUUGACCAUGAACCACCACCCAAACCCCCACGCCGACAUGGAGGCUGGGCAGUCGAUCCUGUGCUGGCUCCUACCAAGUCAGGAAAAAAGCAUGCAGAAGAAGUAGAAGAUCAUCGUCUCAGGCAGCAGAGCCAGGAGGUAUCGAGUGAGGGAGGAGAUAUUCCUGUGAUCCCUGACUUAGAGGAAGUCCAGGAGGAAGAUCUGGCCAUGCAGGUGGCAGCCCCACCCAGUGUGCAGGUGAACCGAGUGUUGACCUACCAUGACUUGGACAAAGAUCUUAUGAAGUACGCUGCCUUUCAGACUCUGGAUGGAGAGGUUGACCUGAAGCUUCUCACCAAAGUCUUGGCUCCAGAACAUGAACUACGGGAGGACGAUGUCUGCUGGGAUUGGGACCAUCUCUUCACAGAGGUAUCCUCUGAACUAGUAACUGAGUGGGACGUGGGACAGUCUGAGAGAGAGGAUCACCUCAGUGUCCCCUAGAGCACUGAUACACCAGAUAUCUCCUCGUAUACACAUUCCCUGUAAAUAAUUUAGCACUUUAAUUUUCUGUUCGCUUGUUUGUAUUUGAGAAUAUAUUUCAGACAUGGAAAUAAAUAGAGCUUGCUCUGUAGGAAAA